CUGACAAAGUUCCACAUAAAUCAACGCAAGCUCGCCACAACAGCCAUCGCCGCUAACCAGAAUUUAGACGACUGUCAAUCUCGACACGGUCAACGUUGCAUAUAUGGAUGCUCGUUUCACUCGCUAGAGGGCAGCAAAAUCGUCGGUGUUGUGUUACUAUUGGCAGACCUGUCUGUACAUUAGCAUUGAAGGGGGGUUUCUCAGUGGUUAUUGAAUUAUUCGCUCAAGCUGGUUCGAAGCAUGACACACGUGAAACUGCGAUCAGGAAUAUUGUAAAUAGACAGGAUCUAUGAGAGACUACUGUAGAACGAAGAAAUCAUGAACUGGGCUCAGUUAAGGAGGGAGAUUUUACUACUGGUGUUAAGUGCUGCGUCUUCGUGGUCGAUCGCCGAAGAAUGCCGGUUCCCAAGUUCUUGGCAAGGGAGAUGGUUCCAAGGAGACCUGGGGGACAUACAGAUCUCUUCGGAUUCCUUCUUGCCAAAGGGGAGAUGUAUACAGAAUAUAGAGAAGACGUUUCUUCUUGAGAGCAAAGACGAUGUGAGAAUAUGUUACUCCUGCGUUGUCAUAACGGAGAGGCAUUUUAAUGUGCUGCAGUAUAAACAAAGUGUCCACUGCAACCAGGCAUACAACAGUAUCCAAACCGCGUGUGUCAUCCGAGGGGACGCUCCGCUUUUUACCUUAGUGAGGGAGCCUGCUACUCCUAUUCCCAGCCCGUUCCAAGGUGCUUAUACUUUUACAUAUGACAACAUGACGGGCCUGUGUGACACGCCGCGCUCCCAGGUCGCCGGCUGUGCCAGCAACUCGCACCUCAAGUUCAGAUUCAAAGAAUGUCCGGGUUUCUAUGACACUAGUAAUUUAGAUCUGGACUUAGAAGUCCUUGCCACGUGGAGGGAUGGAGAUAACUACAUGUAUGGGAAGUUCACUAACAAGAAUAUUGUUACAUCCAAGCGGCUCAUCUACCGGUGCUUUAAAUAUGAAGUCAGAGGCUCAACCGUAUCUCUUGCCAGCUCCGCCGAUGCUCUUUGCCAAGGAAUUUUCAGUGUAACAGACGCUCCGCUAACUAUGACUUUGUCGAAAGAUGGCCGCUGGCCCAUGCCGGGAUGCACCUUCCCGUCUUGGGUGACACAAACAACGUGGAGAGACAUGGCCUACGCCUAUCAAUACGAAACAGAUGAUGAUGGAUAUAGCAUACGUAUUAGGCAUUCAAAAAUUCCAGGGUACCCAUUCAGGAUCAUGAAAGCUCUAAGGUGUCAAACUGGAAACUCUAGUGCUAACGUUUUUGAAGCUGUGAGUUAUACGUCGCAUGGAUGCCACUCAAAUUACCAGUGCGUAAGAUUCAUAAAGAGGCAAAAUAGUGUCAUAGAAGUACACACGGGAGAAAUGGCAUCAAUGUUUGAAGACGCUUGCAGCGGGAGAUACACACAGAACCUUGAGAAAAAAGUUUUGAUACCGUCUAGCAUUACCAGCACGCUUUGCCCAAUGGUGAACAAUUUCAGUAUACGCACAGUCAUAUCACCAAAGUGCCAGGAUACGAUUCAAACCGGUGGUUGUUAUGACAACUCCAAAGUUAAAGUACAGCUCUGUGAAAACGUUGCUGUCCAAACCUUGGAGUGCCUUAUUAGCUGGAAAGAGCAAUCAAAAACAUUCCUAGUUGCGAAGAUUCCCGAUGACGACAACAUGAUUGCAAAUUGCUUUACAAUCAAAGAUAACGGUGAUAACGUACAGUUAACCAUAGACGCUGGAUGCAAUGGAGACGCCGCGUUUAUCAUAAGUCAACCUAUACAGUACACAUUUAAAGAACAACCAGGGCCUUGUGAAACAACAAAACGCGACCCUUCAGAUAGUUCAGAAGACGGUUUGAAUUCCGACAGAACAUCGGAUUCAAACAGUGACAGCACAGACAACAGUUACAAUAGUGCUUCUUAUUCAAGGACGUGCAAUAAUUUAAUCACAUUGUUAAUUUGCAAUUGCUUGUAUAUUUUAUCAUUACAGCCACGGUUGUGCAGUUGAUUUUUUUCUUGCCUAAUGAUACUAUGAUGACCAAGGUGAAGCAUUUUUAACCUUGAAUCUCGCUCUCUCCUUCAUGGUAGUGAUAUAUAAUGAUCGUCUGUGAUGCUGUGGAAUGACUAUGUACAGAGCUCUAAUUUCCACAUUGUGUGUCAAGUUUGAAAGAAAAGGAUACUCCCAUCGACGAUAUUCGUGUCUCAUUCGAAACCAGGGAAACUCCCGAGUGGUAAUCACUUUAUUGAAAGGAAAAUCUGGUUUAACUCUGCUCGUGUUUGACUGCAUUUCUUGCCUUGCUGAUAGACUUUCGUGUCUUCUGCAACUCCCGGAGAAAAUUGGAAUAAGACUUUUACUUUUUUAAUCAUUAUUAGAGACCUGUUAUAUUUCUUCGUAGCAUGUUUGUAAUAUUAUGUUCUUAUUCGAUAGCGCAUCAAAUGUACAUAGAACACUUCAGCCCCUUGUAAACUGCAAUUACCUAAAUUGAGCACUGUUGUCCCUGAAAUAUGUCUAAAAAUGUUGAAUAGUAGAGGGUUUUUAUUUCAGGUAUUCAGUCUUGCAGGACGAGACUAAUUGUGCGAAUUUUUUAUGUUAAGGAAAAAUCUUACAUUGUACUAGCAUACGCUGUUUGAGGCCCUGUUAUUGGAGGCCUGUAAUAAAGAGGCAAACCACGCGCCUCUGGGGAGUGUCUGGGUAACACCCCUGGGUCCUGACUUAAUUAAAAAAUUAAUCUGGCGAAAUUCUUAACUUGGUUAGUGCCUCGUUUGCUUAUACCUCGCAACAGCUAAACAUACUGUACAUUAUGUCGUAGCCUUACGUUAAUAUUGCAGUUAGUGCAAAACUAAUACAUAAUUCAACACAAGUCCGAACAGUUCAAGGUGCUAAUCAAAAGGCAAAUGAAAAGUUUUUUUUAAUCUCAACACCCAAUUUUAAAUCAAUUUUGACACACUAUACUCAUAAUAAUCAUAUUUUUGUUUAUGAUGUUUUAUUGUAUAUAUCUAAGGGUAAAUAUAGUAAAUACGUUAGAUUUCUUCGUUAAACGAAGAUUUUAAAGUAAAAGAAGAAAUUGGCAAAUAAGACGUUACAAUACUCAUUCAGACUUUUUACAUUUUUAUUGUUAUUUCAUGGUAAAUCUUACAAAGUGUUACUCUUGUUGUGAUGGACAUUUGUGGAUGAGAAUGCAAGUUGUUGUUAAAGUUGUAUACUCACAUUUGUAAAUAUUGUACAUUUCUUUCAAAUACUGUACCUAUUUCACAAGAUGGUUUAUUUUCAUGUGAUUUGAAAAGCGGUAUUCUGUUUGGAUGUUGGGAAUUCUUGAUUUAUAUUGGAUAAACAUAACCGACAACAAAGCAUGACUGAGUCCAACGGUGUCAAUUUAUGGUAAUACAAAGUAUGUAUUUUUUGUGUUAAUUUUAUUUUAGGUUACACUUUCUGUAUGACUUUGAGGUUGAACAAUACGGGUUUAUAGCGUAUUGUAGUUUUCUUAAUGGAUAUUAAAUUCACAUAUAUUUUUG
Molecule: messenger RNA, 3515 nt
Organism: Lingula anatina
Lineage: Eukaryota; Metazoa; Brachiopoda; Lingulata; Lingulida; Lingulidae
Source: RefSeq, a predicted model, not a curated record